CACCAAACCCCACUCAUCAGUAUCUCAUUUCACUUCCGGCUAUUCUACACUUGCUCAUUGUGGACUUAGAAUGUCCCACUGAUCAUGUUCAAGAAGAACCAAUCGAACCCUUCUCAACCAUACGCUUUUUCUCAACCUACAGCAGUCAAGUCUUCCGUCCAAGCGCGAAAACAAGAGAACGAGACUUUUUAUAAACCACUUCCCCCACCUAUCAACCAAACUUCAAACCCAAACUUAAAUACCAAUACCAACAACCCUUACGUUCAAAACUCAGAUAGAGGACAGAGGAUAGAUCCAUUUAGUGAUCAAUAUAGGACAAGAACACCUAGUCCACAACCUAACGCGUCGAGACCUUUAUUAGAAGCAAGUCCAGAUAUGGCAAGACAAUAUCCUCAGAAUCGUUUGCCGGGAAGUGGGAGUAGUCAAAGUGCUUUAUUAGGUGAGAGACAGCCCGCUGCAAGACGAUAUGGUCCAACGGCAGCCUCCGUACCUGCAGGUCCUAAUGCUGCUCUUCUCGGUAAUUCAUCCGGAAGUAGCGUGGGAGACAAGGCUGUUCCAGGUCAGAGUAACGCAUUUGCAGGGCAGGAUGUGGGAGGUUGGAAUGCCUCGAUAGAUGGGUUGAACCCAGAGGCGGAUGAUUAUUUGCAUAACCCUGAUCCUAAGCGGGAUCGGACGAAUGACCGUGGCGGAUCUAUCUUCACAACCCGUGGUCUCGCCAACAUAGGUUGUCUCCUUUUCCUCCUAUUAUGUCUCAUAACCCUCUUCGCCGGUUACCCUAUCAUAUCACAUUACACACAAACUACACUUAAAACAAACGGAGCAUAUAACCUCGGCGGUAUAAACUCUACGGGGCAGGUCCCCCAGAUCUCCAAUUUCCCAACUGUCAUUGAUCCGGACACUCCGACGGAUGCAUAUACCAUCACUGGAUUUGAUGGAGAAACAUAUCAGUUGGUUUUCAGUGAUGAGUUUGAGAAGGACGGAAGGACGUUUUAUGAAGGGGAUGAUCCUUAUUGGACGGCAGUCGAUAUUCAUUACUGGCCCACUGGCGAUUUCGAAUGGUACGAUCCCUCUGCCGUCACAACAUCCGGCGGCAAUCUUGUCAUCACCAUGACCCAAGAACCCAUCCACCAACUUAACUUCAAAUCCGGCAUGGUUCAGUCGUGGAACCAAAUGUGUUUCCAAUAUUCUGCCCAUUACGAAGUGAAAGUAUCUUUACCUGGUACACCUCGGAUCGGGGGUUUCUGGCCAGGUGCAUGGAUGAUGGGUAACCUGGGUCGACCUGGUUACGGAGCGACUACAGAGGGUACCUGGCCAUAUACGUAUGAUAGUUGCGACUCGGGAACUUUGAAGAAUCAGACCAACGCCGCCGGAACGGGUCCAGCUGGUGCUUUGGAAGGAAAUGAUGAUACUGGGAUAUCCUUCCUCCCCGGACAAAGAAUGUCAUCAUGUACCUGUCCAGGUGAAGAUCACGCAGGUCCAGAUGUAUCUUACGGUCGCGGAGUCCCCGAAAUAGAUGCUCUUGAAGCUCAAACGGAUCUUUCGAUCCCAAUGGGUCAACUUUCACAAUCGGCACAAGUAGCACCAUUCGAUAUGGAUUAUCAAUAUACCAAUACGACCGACGUUUGUAUUCCUGUAGAUACCACGAAAACAAAAUUCAAUUCAUAUCAAGGUGGAGUUUACCAAGAAGCUGUCUCAAUGUUAACUUAUAUCGAUGCGGCUUCAUAUCAACUGGAACAGGGUCAAUUCGCAAAACAUGGCUUUGAAAUGUAUAGUGAUCCUAAUGAUAGACAAGCGGGGUACAUAACUUGGUUUGCGGAUGAUAAAAAGACUUGGACCAUGAAACCUGGUGCUGUACCACCUAGACCGGAAAUGGAUAUCGGACAAAGGUUGAUAACUGAGGAACCUAUGGCUAUGGUUCUGAAUUUCGGAAUGUCAAAUAAUUUCCAAACCGUCAAUUUUGCUGAACUCGAAUGGCCAGCACAUAUGCUUAUCGAUUACGUCAGAGUAUAUCAACGUCCAAAUGGAAAGAUCGGUUGUGAUCCGGAUGACAGACCGACUUCGGAUUAUAUAAAUAAUCAUUUGAACGCUUAUUCAAAUGCUAAUUUGACCACUUGGGAACAAGCUGGUUAUGGUAUGCCUAAAAACCGACUGGUCGACACUUGCUAAAAACCUCUCUUCUCGUCCAUUCAUAUCAAUCUCAAACCCACCACACUCCACCUCAUCUUACUUUCCCCUCUCUGGGCGUUUCAUCACCAUACACGCCCAAGUCAUCUCCCGUCACUCAUACGGUCACUUGUGAGUCACGUUGGAUCAUAGGAUCAUCCAAUAUUACCUGCACGAUGGACAAUUGUCACGAAAAAAUCCAAAGAGGAGAUAUGUAUGCAUGGCUUGUGUCGUUU
Molecule: messenger RNA, 2399 nt
Organism: Tremella mesenterica DSM 1558
Lineage: Eukaryota; Fungi; Basidiomycota; Tremellomycetes; Tremellales; Tremellaceae
Exons: 7
Coding region: 85-2166 (693 amino acids)
Biological process (GO): fungal-type cell wall organization; (1->6)-beta-D-glucan biosynthetic process
Cellular component (GO): plasma membrane; endoplasmic reticulum membrane
Molecular function (GO): glucosidase activity
Source: RefSeq, a predicted model, not a curated record